GAUAAAUCAACAUCACUUCACGGCCAUAACUGGCGAACCCACGGUCAUCUUUAAAUAGAAUAAUCUUCACGCAGACAACGCAGUUGCUCGCGAGCAUUCAUUGUACGCAAUUCGAGGGGAAUAACAAGUGCCAUGGAGCUAAUCUAUAGUAUAACGAUAGCUCUCAUAGUUGUAUUCAUUCUGUUACUCUAUCGUUGUUUAACCGUGAAUUAUGGUUAUUGGAAGGAGAGAGGAAUUCCUGUUCCCGCCGGAGUUGUUCCGGGCUUUGGACACCUGUUACCAACCUUCACCAUGAGGAAAGCUUUGGUGAAUGUUUUGGAGGAGAUCCAUCAAGAUUAUUCCAAAAGCAGCAUGGUCGGUAUAUACAUGAUGAGGAAGCCAGUGCUAUUGAUAAGAGAUGCAGACCUGGUGAAGACUGUUCUGCAAACCCAAUUCAACAACUUCCGUCAUCAUCAAACGAUGCAGACCGACUUUGACCCUUUGAUGGACCAAAAUCCGUUCUUCUUGAAUGACCAGAAGUGGAAGGACGCGCGCAGUGUUGUCCUUUCCACGAUGACAUCCAAGAAAUUGAAGGCACUUUCGUUAGUUCUCCGCGAUGGUUGUUCGAAAUUCAUCAAAUAUCUGAAUAAUCAGUUGGAGAGCAAAAAGACUAUAGACCUUGAAGGCAAAGCCCUCUUCAAAAGAGUGACUGUUGAGGUGUCCGCCAAUGCAGUUCUGAGUGUUGAAGAAGGAAUGUUCAAUGACGACUCUCCGAAGAUUUUCAAGAACAUGAUGGAGACGGUUUUCGCACGUUCGACCCUGCAAACCAUCAAAGGUAUUGCGUUAUUAUUCUUUCCAGCGUUGAACAGCUUCUUCAGAAUGAGUUUUGUGCCCAAGUGGGUCAACAAACGAUUCACAAACAUUGUGGAGAAUUUGAUAGACGAGAGAGAAAGUGGGAAGACCAAAAGGGAAGAUGUCCUUCAGAAUCUGACUGAGUAUCGCGCUGAGAAGAAUAUACCACGGGCUUCUGUGAUCUCCACGGUGUUCGCGUUCUUCAUAGAGAGCUAUGAGACAUCCAGCUUGACCAUGAGCUUCCUCGCUUGUGAUCUGGCGCAGUAUCCAGAAGUUCAAGAUAAAUUGAGGGAGGAGAUCAAUUCCGUUGCCAGUAAGUUUGGAGGUGAAAUUCCGUACGAAGCUGUCAGCGAAAUGACGUAUUUGGAUCAGGUGAUGUCCGAGUCCAUCAGGCUUCAUCCUAUCGCGGCAUUGUUGAGAAAAUUGUGCUCUGAGGAGACGGAACUUGUGGGUUCGGAUGGUCUUCGAAGUAAGAUGAAACCAGGUGACAAGGUUGUCCUCUCGAUCUACGGUCUGCAUAAAGAUCCUGCUCACUGGGAUAGACCUUACGAAUUUCGACCAGAUCGCUUUGACAAGGAGUCCGAGGAAUGCAAACAGAGGCAUAAUUACGUUUAUCUGCCGUUUGGAGAAGGCCCCAGGAUGUGUCCGGGGAUGAGAAUGGCGAUUCUCGUUGUCAAGCUGGUUAUUGUGAAUGUUUUGAGGAACUUUGUCAUUGAGAAAUCUCCAAAAUUGCAAGAGCCCGUGGUAUUGGAUCCUUUGAGCUUCCUGCCGUAUAUCAAAGGUGGAGCUUGGAUACGAUUAAGACGUCUAGAAUAACUAUUGGAUAUGGCUGUUAUCAAUCGCAACGUUGUCUACUACUUCAACUAAAGUAACAUUAAUGUUUUUUUCUUCUAGAAAAUAGUUCAUAGAUAACGUAUUGAUAAACGCAAUUAGUGUUUAUGUUUUCAAUGAAUUAUAAGGAGUGACGAGAAGUGUGCAACUAAUGCUCGACAACAAUAUUAUUGAAAUCAAUAGGAGAAUUGCAAAUGAGAAUGUUCUUUCGUAGAAAAGCUUCGUACCUCUGAGUGCAGUGUAUCCAAAAAAUUAUUUUUUACUCAAGUAAACCUCUAUUGUUCGAAAUAAAGGCACAUAGACAUCAGAAAUCA
Molecule: messenger RNA, 1976 nt
Organism: Diachasma alloeum
Lineage: Eukaryota; Metazoa; Arthropoda; Insecta; Hymenoptera; Braconidae
Product: probable cytochrome P450 28d1
Exons: 1
Coding region: 133-1647 (504 amino acids)
Molecular function (GO): heme binding; iron ion binding; oxidoreductase activity, acting on paired donors, with incorporation or reduction of molecular oxygen
Source: RefSeq, a predicted model, not a curated record